AUGUGUGCGGCUCACCGAAGUGGAGUACUAGAGGUCCCUUCCCCCGCCUUACGUUGUUGCCCACCCCCCCCCCAACAGGUGGACAAGGGCGUGGUACCUCUGGCAGGAACAAAUGGCGAGACUACCACCCAAGGGCUGGAUGGGCUGUCUGAGCGCUGUGCCCAAUACAAGAAGGAUGGAGCUGACUUCGCUAAGUGGCGCUGUGUGCUAAAGAUUGGGGAACACACCCCCUCAGCCCUUGCCAUCAUGGAAAAUGCCAAUGUUCUGGCCCGUUACGCCAGCAUCUGCCAGCAGCAUGGCAUCGUGCCCAUUGUGGAGCCUGAGAUUCUCCCUGAUGGGGACCACGACUUGAAGCGCUGUCAGUAUGUAACCGAGAAGGUGCUGGCUGCCGUCUACAAGGCUCUGAGUGACCACCACAUCUACCUGGAAGGCACUUUGCUGAAGCCCAACAUGGUAACCCCAGGCCACGCCUGCACCCAGAAAUAUUCUCAUGAGGAGAUCGCCAUGGCAACUGUCACAGCCCUGCGCCGCACAGUGCCCCCCGCUGUCACUGGGAUCACCUUCCUAUCUGGAGGCCAGAGUGAGGAGGAGGCAUCCAUCAACCUCAACGCCAUCAACAAGUGCCCCCUGCUGAAGCCGUGGGCCCUGACCUUCUCUUAUGGCCGAGCCCUGCAGGCUUCUGCCCUGAAGGCCUGGGGUGGAAAGAAGGAGAACCUGAAGGUUGCCCAGGAGGAGUAUGUCAAGCGAGCCCUGGCCAACAGCCUCGCCUGCCAAGGAAAGUACACCCCAAGUGGUCAGGCCGGGGCUGCAGCCAGCGAGUCCCUCUUCAUCUCUAACCACGCCUACUAAGCGGAGCUGUUCUAAGGCUGCCCCCUCAACACUCCAACCCCUGCCCCCUCCCACACUCACUCUUGAAGAGGGGGCCUCACCGGGGCUCCAGGCUGCUCUUUCCCAUCACUUUGCCUCGCGCGUGACAUUGGUGUGUGGUGUUGUCUGUAUAUGCUAAUUCCAUCGCUCUUUCCAGUCCACUGCCAAUAAACAACUAUUUAAGGGGGA
This is a messenger RNA of Leptonychotes weddellii (Weddell seal), 1056 nucleotides long. The record is from RefSeq and is a predicted model, not a curated record. Lineage: Eukaryota; Metazoa; Chordata; Mammalia; Carnivora; Phocidae.